Drosophila melanogaster (fruit fly) is the source of this 1780-nucleotide messenger RNA. RefSeq lists its product as uncharacterized. The transcript is spliced from 2 exons. NCBI's taxonomy places the organism in Eukaryota, Metazoa, Arthropoda, Insecta, Diptera, Drosophilidae. Gene Ontology annotation, molecular function: oxidoreductase activity; 2-oxoglutarate-dependent dioxygenase activity. Bases 37 to 1278 code for a protein of 413 amino acids. Gene Ontology annotation, biological process: carnitine biosynthetic process. The record is from RefSeq and is marked reviewed.
AAUCUCGAGCAGUCGGCACACACCGAGUCGAUCGCCAUGUGGGUUCCGAGAUUACUGGGUCGUUCCCUGAGUCAACUGAAGACCAUUAACUCCGCUCAGUUUUCUCGCCAAAUCAGUGCCAAGAUCGUGAAUGAAUCGAGUAUCGAGGUUCAACCGGAGGCAAAUUCCAAACCGCUUACUUUUCCGGGUAUUUGGCUGCGGGACAAUUGCAUGUGCGAGGAUUGCUUCCACGGCAGCUCCAAGUCGCGUAAGCUGGACUGGGAUAACUUCGAUACCCGCAUCCGGCCAGUCAGCCUGCAGACAGAUGAGCAAUCCAAGGAAGUGCUGGUCAAGUGGAGCGAUGCACACGAGAGCAGGUUCUCUUUGAAGUGGCUAAAGGAGCGAUGUUUCGAGCCUGAUAAACAGCAGGAAUACCUGCGGGACUUCUACAGACCCACGACUAGACACUGGUCGGGUGCAGAGUUUCAGGAUAUUGCCCAGCACUUUAGCUACGAUGAGGUGAUGUCCCAGGAUUCGGUGCUGAUGCAGUGGCUCCAGGCGCUGGCCAUCUACGGUGUGGCUCUGCUCCGAGGAGCUCCACUGGACGAGGGCGUGGUGCGACGACUGGCGGACCGGGUGGGCUUCAUCCGGCGCACCACCUACGGCGAGGAGUUUGUGGUGCAGGCCAAGCCGGGUGCCCAGAACUUCGCCUACCUUUCGCUGACACUGCCCCUCCACACGGAUCUGCCCUACUACGAGUACAAGCCAAGCGUCAACAUCCUGCACUGCGUUGUCCAAACGGAUUCACCUGGUGGCAGCAAUAUGCUCGUGGAUGGCUUCCAUGUCGCCGAUCUCCUGCGUCGCGAUCAUCCCGAAGACUUCGAGCGACUGAGUCGCAUAGUAGUCGAUUGGAACGACAUUGGCAGCGAGGAUGGACGAGAGUUCCACAACAUUUGGAGGGCACCAGUCAUUUGCUUGGACGAGGAGGGGCGAUACACGCGGAUAAAUCACAGCGUGCCGCAGCGGGACAGUCACUUCAAUGUGCCGCUCGAGGAGGUCCUUCCGUGGUAUGAGUCCUACGCCCUUUUCGUUCGCCUGGCCAUCGCCGAUAGCCACGCCUUCAAAACGCGUCCCGGCGACGUCCUGACCUUCAACAAUAUUCGCCUGCUCCACGGACGUACUGGUUAUGAUGAUUCGGAGGAGAGUCCGCGCUAUAUUGUGGGCGCCUAUCUGGACUGGGACAUCAUAUAUUCGCGCCUAAGGGUAUUGAAAAAACGCUUGACUGCGAGUUGCCAAUAAAAAGCGAGAUAACAUAUUUUCCAAGCCAUUUGAUGUGAGCUUCUCAUUUGAAUAGUGGCCCCAUCGCCCAACGGAUUUUGGGUGCUUUGCCAGCGCAGCCACAUAUGCUCCUGAAUCCUGAAUCCUGAAUCCUGGCAUCUUGGCAUCCAGCAGCCGCCGGAAUCCUUCUAAUCCGGUUUAGCUUAGGGCGCCAAUUUCGGCAGUUAAACCAGCUCAAGCGCAAAAAUGAAAAGUUGUAAAAAAUCGCGAUGAUCCUGGCGAUGAAAAAAAGUCACCACGUUGAGUGGGAGGGCAACACUUGAUGGGCGGUGGGGGAAAAUGUCUCGGCUUAUUUGCAUCGCGGCAUUGCCUGACAAAUCGUUUGUGAAAAUGAUUGACGUCGGGGCGUUAGGGGUAUAAAAUGCGUGAAAAGGGGCGGGGCAAAUUGGCCAAAACAAGGUGGGAGUGUCGAAAAGUUCAGAUUUUUUUAGGGUGAAUCACUUAAAAUCUAUCACACAGGAAC